CAACGGACUAUAAUCAGCGAUCAGAUCCAUUGACCCGGCGAGGAAGACCGAGUAAAAGUCGGCUUUUUUUGUUCUUUUUCCUUUCAAAAUGUUCUCAUUCCCUGAUUCUACUCGCGUCACUUCGUCGUCUCCUUUCUUCUACGCCGAUGCUUCAGCUGAGAACUAGAGGAAAGGGGGUUAGAGGGAGCUUAGGGUUGUGAUUUGUGAGGUAAAGAGAACAUGUAUAGUGUGUGUUAUACAACUUAGUUGGGAGUUCAUUCCCUCAGCUGGAUGAGGGAAGAUGAAUUGAGGCAGUGAAUCGAAUACGUUUGCUCAUCAGAUUUUGUCUGCGAAGUUUGAUGGAGAGCACUGCCCCAAAGCUGGGUUUUGUUCGAUGCGCAAAAUGUUUUGAGGUUUUAAAAGAACCUCCAGGGAUUACUGUAUAUAAAUGUGGUGGAUGUGGUGCCACUCUUCUAUCCGGAGUGCAUCCAAGCAGUGGAGAACUUUUGAGUUCAGCAUCAGCCGCCGGCAGCUCGAAGAACAUUUCAGAUAGCAGUUCUCAAGUCAAUCAAAAAGAGAAUUUUGAAAAGCGAACUCCUUCAGAUCAUAUUGGAGAUAAAGAUCACGUGUCUAGUGGUGAAAGGAAUGUUGAAGAAUUCUCUGGAAAUGCAAUGAACACUCAUGUGGCUGAUUUGAAUGGUGCAAAUUUGAAAGAGAAGUUGGAAUCUCCAGUUUAUGUUAAAAAUGGGAUAAAGGGGACAACUUUGGAGAAAGAGAACAAGACGGAAACAGGCAUCCCAAGUAAAACUAAGAAUAAUUUGAUUAAAGAGCUGAAGGUAUCUUCAGAUCUGGAAAUUCCUGCAGCAAAUAACAGCAUGAACUCAAAUGAUAAACUGGAGGAAUCUUCAGAAUCUCUCGAGUAUGAUACUUCCUCCAAGGAUAAUAAAAUAAAUGGAAACUAUAGAAAAGAUACAAGCUUUUUAUUGAGAAAGAACUCUCAUGCUUAUGAUAGCAGCUUCUCUUCCAUUGAUGCAGAGCGAAGAAAACAAAUUCCUCAGAAGUAUCUCAAUUUAUCCAGAAGAACAUUUGGGAGAAGAACAUCCUCUGUUAUCAGUGGUCAAGUCACACCCAGAAAUGGAGUUCAUGCAAGAGAGCAAGACUUCUCAUUCAUCUCUGAAGAUUUUCAAUCUGCGCGCAACUGGAUGGAAUCAGAAAAUGACUCACCAUCAAUUUCUAAAUCAAAAGAUCAUGCCAAACAGUUUGUCAAAUUCAGAUACUCUGAAAAAGAUGACAAAGUAAAAAUCAUUAAAAAGGUUGAUGAACUGAAAAGUGAACUCCUUGAAUACUUCCAUCGAACUGCUGUUGACAAAGAUGAUUCUCAGCACGGCCUCACUGCACAAUUUGAAGAAAAAAUUCAACCACAACAGUAUCGAUCCUCAUCACUUAUUUCUCUCUCAAAACAACCCAAAUCAUCCUGCUCGAAUACCCACUACGGCGACAUUUGCAAUCGUAACGAACACAGCAAGCCUUGCCAUCACAAUGCAUGCUGCAAUCUGCCUGAAAGGACCACAAUUCGUCCUCUUCACAUGAAAUGCUGUCCUUCUCUUCACCAUGAGCCACAAAACCCACAGUCCAAUGAUAAAAAGAAACAGCAGGCAGUGAAGCGGCAUUGCCGACCAGUCUCCGGUGGCGCGCCAUUUGUGAUUUGCUACAAAUGUUACAAGCUCUUACAACUUCCUGCAGAUUUUCUAGUGUCAACUAAGAGAGUUCAUAAGCUUCGCUGUGGUUCUUGUUAUGAAGUUCUAAGGUACUUCUACAGAUCGAGAGCUCUUUCGAUACAGCGGACUCCUGCAGAAGCUCAGCAUCCACCCAGCGAAAGCGAGAACAAUGUAUCUGGUUUAGUUAAUGAGAUCAGAGUUGGAGCUAGUAAUGAGUUAGCAGGAGGCGAUCCGGUUUCGUAUUCUGAAGAAUAUGGGGUUUCUUUUGGUAAGAGUUAUUCUUAUGAGGCUGAGCCCUCUCGGCAACUUGGAAGAUAUGAUGGCAUUGUGGAAGAAGAGGAAAGUGGUAGAAAAGGUAGUGGUUCGCAGUUGCACAGACUUAUGGGCUAUUCUUCAGCUCGUUAUCUACUCUUUGAAAAUCUUAGCCCGGGUGAUGGCCAUAGAAUUGAACAGGACAGAUAGUAUAGAACUUUGAAUGAGAAGUUGCAGGGAGGAGAUUUGGAGAGGAAGGAAGAAAUUCAAAGUUAUGAAGAUAGAAGACAUAUAUAUACAUAUAUAAUGACAGAACUUAGUUUUUAGAACAUAGGCAGGGUUUAAUCUUAGUAGUUAUGAUAAUUGUUUGUAUUCAUUUGUAUGAUAAAUGAGCAUGUUUUCUUAAUAAAAAAUUACAGAAAAUUAAUUAUUAGGAAUUAUUUUUUUGGUGAGUACACAUUUGAUUGUUCAUCUUUAACAAUGAAGCUAUAAUAUGCGUUCUCUGAGGAUAAUAAAUGG
This is a messenger RNA of Phalaenopsis equestris, 2468 nucleotides long. RefSeq names its product protein ENHANCED DISEASE RESISTANCE 4-like. The transcript has 3 exons. The record is from RefSeq and is a predicted model, not a curated record. Lineage: Eukaryota; Viridiplantae; Streptophyta; Magnoliopsida; Asparagales; Orchidaceae. Bases 339 to 2159 code for a protein of 606 amino acids. Gene Ontology annotation, biological process: regulation of defense response to fungus.